Molecule: messenger RNA, 4835 nt
Organism: Nyctereutes procyonoides (raccoon dog)
Lineage: Eukaryota; Metazoa; Chordata; Mammalia; Carnivora; Canidae
Gene: IRF6
Product: interferon regulatory factor 6
Exons: 9
Coding region: 251-1639 (462 amino acids)
Biological process (GO): regulation of transcription by RNA polymerase II; immune system process
Cellular component (GO): nucleus
Molecular function (GO): RNA polymerase II cis-regulatory region sequence-specific DNA binding; DNA-binding transcription factor activity, RNA polymerase II-specific; protein binding
Source: RefSeq, a predicted model, not a curated record
CGCACCUGGGCCGGGCAGGUAAGCGCCGGGGCGGGCCGGGGAGCGGCGCUCGGAGUCGCGGGCUGCGCGGGGCCGGCUGUUGCUUCCCCGGCAGCUCGAGGACAGCGGUGGCGCCGUGAUCGUAGCUGGGGACGGGGUUCCGAGGUAGCCGGAUCGAGGAGAGAGUCUUUGGCUGGCCCAGAGAAAGGAAAGCUGACUUGAGGCCCCGCUCUCCGGAUCCCCGUGGAUACAUUGCCUGUUCAUCUCUAUCAUGGCCCUCCACCCCCGCAGAGUUCGGCUGAAGCCCUGGCUGGUGGCCCAGGUGGAUAGUGGCCUGUACCCUGGGCUCAUCUGGCUACACAGGGACUCCAAACGCUUCCAGAUUCCCUGGAAACAUGCCACCCGGCAUAGCCCCCAACAAGAGGAAGAAAAUACCAUUUUCAAGGCGUGGGCUGUGGAGACAGGGAAGUACCAGGAAGGGGUGGAUGAUCCUGACCCAGCUAAAUGGAAGGCCCAGCUUCGCUGUGCUCUCAACAAGAGCAGGGAAUUCAACCUGAUGUACGAUGGCACCAAGGAAGUACCCAUGAACCCAGUGAAGAUAUAUCAAGUGUGUGACAUCCCCCAGCCUCAGGGGUCGAUCAUUAACCCAGGAUCCACUGGAUCUGCUCCUUGGGAUGAGAAGGAUAAUGAUGUAGAUGAAGAUGAUGAGGAAGAUGAGCUCGAUCAGUCACAACACCAUGUUCCCAUCCAGGACACCUUCCCCUUCCUGAACAUCAAUGGUUCUCCGAUGGCACCAGCCAGUGUGGGUAACUGCAGCCCUGAAGCAGUGUGGCCCAAAACUGAACCUCUGGAAAUAGAUGUACCCCAGACACCUAUACAGCCCUUUUAUAGCUCUCCAGAGCUGUGGAUCAGCUCUCUCCCAAUGACUGACCUGGACAUCAAGUUUCAGUACCGUGGGAAGGAAUACGGGCAAACCAUGACUGUGAGCAACCCCCAGGGCUGCCGGCUCUUCUAUGGCGACCUGGGUCCCAUGCCUGACCAAGAAGAGCUCUUUGGUCCUGUCAGCCUGGAACAGGUCAAGUUCCCAGGGCCAGAGCAUAUCACCAAUGAGAAGCAGAAGCUGUUCACCAGUAAGCUGCUAGAUGUCAUGGACAGAGGACUGAUCCUGGAGGUCAGCGGUCAUGCAAUUUAUGCCAUCAGGCUGUGCCAGUGCAAGGUGUACUGGUCUGGGCCAUGUGCCCCAUCACUUGUUGCCCCCAACCUGAUUGAGAGGCAAAAGAAGGUCAAACUAUUUUGUCUGGAAACGUUCCUUAGUGAUCUCAUUGCCCACCAGAAAGGACAGAUAGAGAAGCAGCCACCAUUUGAGAUCUACUUAUGCUUUGGGGAAGAAUGGCCAGAUGGGAAACCCCUGGAAAGGAAACUCAUCUUGGUUCAGGUCAUUCCAGUGGUAGCUCGGAUGAUCUACGAGAUGUUUUCUGGUGAUUUUACACGGUCCUUUGACAGUGGCAGUGUCCGCCUGCAGAUCUCAACUCCAGACAUCAAAGAUAACAUCGUUGCUCAACUGAAGCAGCUGUACCGCAUCCUCCAAACCCAAGAAAGCUGGCAGCCCAUGCAGCCCACCCCCAGCAUGCAACUUCCCUCUGCUCUGCCAGCCCAGUAAUCAUGAAUGCCAUCUUUUUUUACAAUAUUGUACAUAUAUUUUUUAUUAUUCAGAUUUAACCAGCUUCAAAACCUCUUCUUUCUAACAAUGUUAGUGGUCUCCAAUUCUCCACAUAUCUGGCUUUUGAAGUUGAUUUAUUUAUGGAAAAAUCACCCUUCAUAUUCCCCCUUUCUUUUUUAAACCUCCCAAUGUUAGUGUAAAAUAGUAGAAGGAGAUUUGGCCUGGGACUUCAGACACCAGCAUUCUAGCUGCAGCUCUGCUUCAGUGGUGUGACCUUGAAACACCAAAUCAUUUAACCUCUAAGCUUCCGAUUCAUUAUUGUAAAAUGAAGGGGUUGGAACAAUGCCUGAAAUAAUGCCAGUUAAAACUCUGACCUGAUGACUUCAUUCUACUUGUACAAGGCAAAACUGCCUGGAACAGAACCCUUCUGCAUUGUUCUUGCACCACAUUUUUUUCUUGCUUUCAUUAAAGUUCCCUCAAGCGCUGAUUUGUCCAACAUUGAUCUCCGUUUGACCUGUUCUGCUAGUAUAGUAAGCUUGCUCCCUGACGGGGUGAGAGGGAGGAGAGCUGGCUGGUUGCUUAGGAACCAAGCUUGAUAUCUAAAUAGAAAUAGGUGCCAAAGUCUGAAAGUCACCUGGUCUGUGAAGGAAAAGCUCAUAAACUGAGCAAUCUGUCAACAGAAGGCCCAGGGAUUCUGCAGAGUUGGUUGUCAGUUGUUUCCCUUGCCACCAAAUAACACUGUGCAUGUGGUAGAUGAGAGUAUGUAACUCAGUGGUACCUUUCAGAGAGGAUAGAGCUCUUUCUUUUUCUUCCUUGAGGAAGACCUGGGAGUGAGCGAGGUAUGCAGUACAAACUCCUCACUAAAAAAGGGAUAAUUCCUUCUUGUUUGGGAAUUUUUCCAGUGUUACUAUCAUUUGGAUUUUUUUUUUUUUUUUUUACAAGAGUGAAUGCUUCUCCCUUCUUGUGGAGGUAGCUGGGUGUGAACUACUCAGGUGAUGAUUGGUUGUAGAACAUUGCAGCUACAGCUGUCAUAGACUGGUCUUAUCUAUUAGCUUUUGCUCAGUGUCUGACCUUUCUGCCCCAUUCCCAACCUUAAAAAAAAGUAGAAUUUAAACUCCAAGACCUAAAUGGAAAACAAGAUGUUAAUCUCUAGUUGCAGGCCCCUAAUCCUUUUGAAUACUGAUGCCGAUCAGUGCCAGGCCGUUGUAAGAAAACCCAUGUCUAGUGUGCUACCCUUGAACUGGGCCAUCCGCUACUUGCUACUGAAAUUGAAUUAGCUGAACACUGAGGCUAGCUUCAAAAACCAUAAGCUCGGGAUCCCUGGGUGGCGCAGCGGUUUGGCGCCUGCCUUUGGCCCAGGGCGCGAUCCUGGAGACCCAGGAUCGAAUCCCAUAUCGGGCUCCCGGUGCAUGGAGCCUGCUUGUCCCUCUGCCUGUGUCUCUGCCUCUCUCUCUCUCUCUGUGACUAUCAUAAAUAAAUAAAUUAAAAAAAAAGACUAUUAAAAAAAAAACAAAAACCAUAAGCUCAAUUCAGUUACAGUUGACAAUGGGACUUAUUUAGAAUGUGUAAGCUGUGGUUUUAGGGUCUCUACGGGACAUAGUGGGAUCUGCUGUUACUAAAAUAUGACCAGGAGAAAUCUGGGUAAAUGCCAGGUGCUCAGCUGGGGGCAGAAGUUGGGCUUGUAGAGACCAGGAAACAUGCAAGAUAUAGAAACUUUAUUUUUUUUUAAGAUUUUAUUUAUUCAUGAGAGACACACAGAGGCAGAGACACAGGCAGAGAGAGAAGCAGGAUCCAUGAAGGGAGCCCGAUGUGGGACUUGAUCCCAGGACUCCAGGAUCAUGCCCUGGGCAGAGGGCAGGUGCUCAACCUCUGAGCCACCCAGUCGUCCCAAAACUUCAUAUUCUUUGGUCAUUUUGAGUAACGUGAAGGAUUCAUUUGGUAUCUGCUCAUUCUGUAACUGCACAGCUCAAAGUUAAAAAGAACUCACUGUAGGUAAGUUGGGAGGGCAACUGCUAGAUCUGGGUAGUCUUUCUCCCUUAUGAUGGGAGAGGCUAAUAGCCAGGCUCUCCUUCUUGAUGGGGGCCCAGAUAAUUUGAGCUGGCAAAGUGUUGAAGAUUGUAUUCUUAAGGGCCAAGAAGGCUCACACGCUUGUAGUAUGUGACUCUAAUGAAAAGUUUACAAAGAUCCAGAGGAAUGGAUGAGUGGUUUUAUGUAGUCUUCAUUAGAGAGCCCAGUUUCUUCCAAUGUUUUUUUUUUUUUUCUUUUAAUCAUUUUCAGAAUGCUGGGAGAGGAGCCCCUGGGUGGCUCUGUUGCUCUGUUGGUUAAGUGUUGGAUUCUUGAUUUUGGUUCAGGUCAUGAUCUCAGGGUCAUGAGAUUGAGCCCCACAUCUGGCUUCAUACUCAGUGGGGAGCUGCUUGAGAUUCUCGGUCUCCCUCUUCCUCUGCCACCCCUUCUCCACACCGCUUGCACACUCCCUAAUAAUAAAUAAAUCUUAAACAACAACAACAAAAACCCAAAAAAACCCACAAAAAAUGCUGGGAGUGUGCAUGCUGGGCUGUCCACUGGUCUCCCUCAGUGUUCCUUCUCUGCUUCUCGUGGAUAGAUAGAUACCAGGUGCGGUUUCUUCCUUGGAGUGUUAUCUCCUUUGCUGGCUCUAUCACACACACUCUUGGUGUGUUCUACUUCCUUGCCUCCACCUUGCUUAAGAGUGGAAAGGGAUUUGGAUGAUGCCAUUACCUCUUCUGUCUGUUCUCCGCCAACCUGGAUUAGUUCAGAAUGAAACCAGAACACUACGGAUAAAUUGGGAGGGCAAGUGCUGGACCUGGGCUUGUCCCUUUCCCCAUAUAAUCAAUUAGGCCUCUGUUUAUAUGUCCCCGUAUCGUUCCUUUCUCAGAGUAAUCAGUCCCCUUGCAAAUGUUCAGCAUCUGUGUCCUAUUUGACCCCAAACUCCCUGAAGGUAGGGAUGGUGUGCCUUGGACUUUGCGGCCAAUGUCUGCUACAUGCUCUUGUUCCCGACUAGAACUGAUCCUUGACCACCACCACUUGGCACUGCCACAGGCUCACUUACGCUAAGUGUUUCUUGAUAAACAUGGUACAGUACGGCAGAUGUAUUUUCUUACGAUUUUUUUUAACGUUUCCUCUUUCCCUACUGUUACCUAUUGUAAAAGAAUACAAUAUAUAAUGUUGCUAUAACAAA